AUGGAGAACGUCAACGUCGCCGAGCUGGUCGAACGGCUGGGCAGCGAUGAAGAUGCUGCCCGCAAAAUGGCCGUCUUCAAGCUGCAGGGCAACAUUGGCGAUCCCUCCUUCGCCGACGUCUUCAUCGCCGAGGGUGGCUUGACGCGCCUGCGCUACCUGACCCUCCAUGCCACCGGCAACACCCUGGCCUACAGUCUGACCAGCUUUGCGCGUCUGCUCGAGGUUGACAAGGGCUGGGAGUUUGUCGACCAGGAGCUCGUCGAGCGAAUCGUUGAACUCAUUGUCACCCAUCCGCUGGUCAAUAUCCUACGCGGCGCCAUGUCCAUCCUCGUCUCGGUCGUCUCGCAUCCAUACUCCGACAGCCACAAGUCGCAGACGGGCCUGUUCGGCUUCCGCGCCCUGAAACCCGCCAUUGCCAUCUACCCGCAGUUUUUGGAGAUGCUCGUCAGUCGCCUGUCCUCUGCCGACCACGCCCUGUGCGCCAAUGCGCUCCAAUUGAUCAAUUCCCUCAUGCGCGACUCCAUCACCCACGAUUCGGAGACCGAGUGGCCCAAGUUCAUUCAGAAACUGCAGGAUCUGGGCGUGAUUCGAGCCGUCUAUGUCCUCAUGCAAGACUCGGCGCUCCAGGACCUUGCACAUCCAUUACUGGAGUUUCAAUCUCUCACCAAAGUGCUGCUGCGAAAGUGGCGAGAUAUCCCCGUGAACCAGGAGAAGCCUGAGCAUCGCCGAGCUUUGAAGGGAGUCUAUCUGGCCAGCAACCCGGACAGGGGCACCGAUGAGAACCCGGAGAAUGGAGACGAGACGAAGCGUUCCCGUCGACACCAUCCCGACAAGUGGCGGCGGCUGGGCUUUGAGACGGAGAGUCCCACCGCAGAAUUCUAUGAAGUGGGCUAUCUGGGCAUGAUGGACUUGGCGGACUAUGUACGCAGCCAUCAAGAUGAGUUCCAGAAAAUGCUCCUGGAGCAGUCGACCAAGCCCGCACGCCAACGCUGUCCGAUUGCCCGCGCAUCGCUGGCCGUCACGGCGAUCCUGUACGAACAUUUCGAAGUGGACAAGUCCGAGAUGGAAGAUGCUAAGAGUUAUUUGAUCAUGGAGUCGCGCACCAGCAUGGACAAACUAUUCAAGCCCCUGCUCCUUCAUUGGACGCGGCUGCAUGUGGCCGGACUGCAGGGCUUUUUCCGCCUGUGGAAGGCUACGGCGGCCGAGUCGGAGGAUCUGGACAAGAUCAUCGAGUUGGUCCGCAUCCUCAUCGAAUCCGUCGUGGGGGGCGCAGCCCGAACCAAGGAUGUCCAGGACAUCGAGAAAGAGCUAGCCGACUUUGAGUACCAGCGAUUGCGGGAACUGCAAAUGGAACUCCUGGAACUCACGUACGAAGAUGCCUGGGGACAGCACCUCCGGCAGGUGCGCGAGGAACUCCAGCACGAAGCCCUUCAGUUUGUCAAGGAACAGCGGAUCCGAUGCUUGUUGCAAGGCGCCUGGUUUUCGCUCGACGCACCCAAGAGCGAGUCCGCUGCGACACAGAAAUCUCGCGCGGCGUACCAAUACGUUCAAUUGUCGCAUAAUCGGCGAUAUCUCCACUUUGGCGAGUUCGACUCCAUGGCCGACAAGGCUCCGGAACUCGAUUCUCUACCUGAAAAGAGUGAGUCCCUUUCUCUCCAGACCCUUAUUUGGCUCUAA
This is a messenger RNA of Penicillium riverlandense, 1677 nucleotides long. Its product is annotated as ELMO/CED-12 family protein. Gene Ontology annotation, cellular component: plasma membrane. The transcript has 2 exons. Lineage: Eukaryota; Fungi; Ascomycota; Eurotiomycetes; Eurotiales; Aspergillaceae. The record is from RefSeq and is a predicted model, not a curated record. The coding region runs from base 1 to 1677 and encodes 558 amino acids. Gene Ontology annotation, biological process: actin filament organization; cell motility.